CGAUCUCUCCUUCUCUCCCUUUCUUCUACUAGUACGUCGCAUUAUCUAUCGCAGUCUGCUUGAACCGAUUACUGGAGCAUAAACAUCUCUCUCUUUCUCCAUGGCUUUUGAUACUCCAAAGCGUAUCGAAGUCAAAUAUGACGAAUCGGAGGUACAGGGCGUGCUUGCGUUGCUCAAAGCAUCCCCAUUCCCUGAUAAAGCACCAAUCGAUACGGACACGCCAUGGAAGCUCGGAAUUGAUUAUGAUUAUCUGAAAAUGCUGAAGGAGAGGUUCGAGACCGAAUGGAGUUGGAAAACGCUCGAAAAGAAGAUCGCAAAGUUCGAAAACUAUACGGUUCAUUAUGAGUAUAAGGGAGACGUUUUGGACUUGCAUUACGUUCAUGUAAAGAGUCAGCGGAGUAAUGCUAUUCCUCUUAUUCUUCUUCAUGGCUGGCCAGGCUCUUUCUUCGAUUUUCAUAAAGUGAUUGAGCCAUUGACCAACCCGCCUGGUCCUGACUUGCCUGCGUUUGAUGUUGUUGUUCCCUCACUACCUGGAUAUUUCCUGUCUACUUUACCCAGACGUGAUGGCUGGAACCUAGUGGAUAUCGCUCGUUUAUUUGACGGACUCAUGACGUCUGUCCUUGGAUACAGGAAAUACACUGGCCAAGGUGGAGAUUGGGGUUCUUUCAUUAUACGUAUUAUGGCCAAUAUGUUCCCCGAUUCAUGUUCACUUGUGCACUUCAACAUGUUCUACGUUGAAUCUUCAUCUUCAUCUGACAUAUCACGACUUUCCGAGUCAGAGAAGAAGUACGCCGAGCGCUGGAACGAGAAACGUGCCACCACUUUCGGUUAUUUGUCACUCCAAACGACUAAGCCAUUUACGAUUGGAUCGGCAAUAGCUUCGUCUCCACUUGCUAUCCUAGCGUAUAUCGGCGAAAAGAUUUACGGAUGGUCAGAUCCAGACCUCAUAGAUCCGCAAGAUUUGCUUGACACUGUCGCCCUCUAUUACCUGAGUGGCUGCUUCCCAACUUCCGUCAUAAUGUACAACCAGAGUGGCACGCUGCUACGCAAAAUGUUCUUACCGGCCACAGAGGGUCACUUCUUGAUAAAGAAUAAGUUCGGAUACUCAGUUUUCCCGUAUGAGUCUGCGCGCGCAGCGAAGGUAGACGUUGAGACGUUUGGACCACUCGCUUAUAUCAAAGAACAUGAGAGCGGCGGGCAUUUCCCCGCUCUUGAUAGUCCGGAGGCAUUGGUAAAUGACCUACGCGAGUUUUUCGGAGAACAUUGGAGCCGUGUUUGA
Molecule: messenger RNA, 1279 nt
Organism: Fomitiporia mediterranea MF3/22
Lineage: Eukaryota; Fungi; Basidiomycota; Agaricomycetes; Hymenochaetales; Hymenochaetaceae
Product: alpha/beta-hydrolase
Exons: 8
Coding region: 101-1279 (392 amino acids)
Biological process (GO): epoxide metabolic process
Molecular function (GO): epoxide hydrolase activity
Source: RefSeq, a predicted model, not a curated record